UAAAAGCUAGUAAAUGUUUACUGCGGAUAAUUCAGUCAUUAACGGUCUACUGGGAGUCGCUGAAGACAAACGUCAGGUAGUGUUACACCUGGAAAAACAAGGUUUAUCGCAAUCUUCCGGCUCAGCGAAAUCAGGUAGGGUUAUAGCCUACAAAGUUUUAGGAAGUUCACGAGGAUUAAGGAAGAAAAUUAUGGAGGAACUGCCGGAAGACCUACGGCAACUUUGGGAUAAACAACGGUAUCAUAAAUUCCUUGAGAGAAUUUUUGUCAUUUCGAAUGGUAUAGCUUCAGAAGUCUCAACUGAACAUGAGAAGGCGGCUUUUAAGGCAGCUCUGCCAUUGGUACCAGAACUUUGGAAAUCUAAAGAAUCCCAAGAACAUGAACGCAUACAAGAAAUUUAUUUCUUGUGGGAAAAGGCUGCGCUACCCGAGUCGCUAGCAAUUUCGCUAGCAAUUUCGGCCAACCAGUAUGUGAAAAAUGUUCUUUGCACAGAAUCCAUGGAGAGAGUUGAUUUUUGCCGCAUUCAUAAAUGUUUAUCGCUAUCAAGCCUCUUACUUAUUAAGCUUAAAAUGGAAGUGGAGCAAAAAAUUAAUGUCGAAGAUGCUAUUGUUCAAGAAAGGAAUAGUACUGGGGAAAUUCCUUCGAAAGACGAAAAACAGAGCUCUGUUUUGCAAAAGAUUUCCCUGAAACGCCUGGAAAACUUGUAUAUUUUUCCAUUUGUCGAAAUUGGUGAUAAACCUUGCCAGUAUCCUGAUCAUCCUGGUGUCUACUGCAUAUAUUAUAUAGGCAAAUCUGACCUAUAUGAAGGCGGGGUCAAACCCUCUAAAGACCGACCAGUUUACGUCGGAAUGUCGAAAAUAAGUAUCUCAAAACGCCUGUUGAGCCACCAAAGCAAAAUAGUCAAGGCAAGGGACUUGAACCGGAGAGACUUCAUCGUUCGAUUCAUGCUGGUGGACAUGCAUUACUAUGCUUGCUGUGUAGAGGAGAUGCUGAUAGAGUACUUUAGUCCCGUGUGGAACGAGAACGAGGCCGUAAAGUUCUCUUUCGGUAACGCUGACGACGUGAACAACAACUGGCACAAAUACCAUGUUGAAGGGGACUCAAAAACUAAAGAAACUAUGAUAAAAAGUGUGAAGGAUUAUGAAUUAAAACUGAAAAUGAAACACCUCAGUCUGGCCACAACAUCUUCGUAA
Stylophora pistillata is the source of this 1192-nucleotide messenger RNA. RefSeq lists its product as uncharacterized. The record is from RefSeq and is a predicted model, not a curated record. Lineage: Eukaryota; Metazoa; Cnidaria; Anthozoa; Scleractinia; Pocilloporidae.